AGUAGGAAGCGCUACUUCGCGGAAACUUCCUUCCCUCUCUCUUACCACUUGCCGGCAACUUUACGCCUGCUCUCUCUCCUAUCCCUCUCUCUCAGCCAGACGGAAAAGCAAUUCUUGAAUCCGCUGCCUCCGUCAGCAUCAACAAGCUCUCUCUCUCUCUCUCUCUCUCUCUCUCUCUCUCUCUCAUAUAUAUGCAUUUGAAUACCUACUGGCUCUUUUGUAUGUAUAUGAAAUCCAACCGUACUGUAUUCAAUUAGGUAUACGGAAUACAGUCAUCUUGGACCAGUUUGAAAGUGGAACCUUUUCAGAUCGAACGAGUAAUUCCAGGGUUGCGAGUUAGCAUAGAUGGAAGCAGAGUCAUAAAUAGCUUGUGUGUUGAGCUUUCAUUGUUGUAUAUGAGUAAUUGCUUGGGUUGUGUAGUAAGAUUAUUAGUGUCCGGCAAUGGAUGCUCUAGAGGAGACAAUAGACCUCGAAUCUGAGGAGGAGAUCCCUUUGACGUCAUCUCGAGCUAAAGCGCACACUUUUGAUUUUGAGGCACCUCAUAUUGGGCCACAUGCGAAGCUUUCCAAUUCAUGGUUUUCUAAGCAGAUGCAGAUCAGACCUUUCAGGAGUAUAUACAUAGUCUUAGUUAAAGCAAAGAUAAAUGUUUUGCUUCCUUUUGGGCCCUUGGCGAUAUUGAUGCACUAUCUUACUGGAAAACAUGGAUGGGUCUUCUUCUUCAGCUUAUUGGGCAUUACACCUUUGGCGGAGCGUCUCGGCUAUGCAACUGAGCAGCUAGCAUUCUAUACAGGACCCACAGUUGGGGGUCUUCUAAAUGCUACAUUCGGCAAUGCCACUGAAAUGAUUAUUUCGAUAUAUGCAUUGAAGAAUGGGAUGAUUAGGGUAGUUCAGCAAUCAUUGCUUGGCUCCAUCUUGUCAAAUAUGCUUCUAGUGUUGGGAUGUGCCUUCUUCACUGGGGGUCUCAUUCAUCACCAGAGAGUACAGCAUUUCAAUAAGGCAGCUGCCGUGGUGAACUCAGGAUUGUUGUUGAUGGCUGUCAUGUGCAUAAUGUUUCCAGCAGUACUUCAUUUCACACAUACAGAGGUGCAUUUUGGGAAGUCAGAGUUAUCUCUUUCUAGAUUUAGCAGCUGUAUAAUGUUGGUGGCGUAUGGAAGCUACCUUUUCUUUCAGCUUAGGAGUCAACAAAACAUUUAUGCUUCAGUGGAUGACGGCCCUGUUGAUGAGGGAAGAAACAUUAAUGUAGACGAUUCUGUCGAAGAAGAGGCUCCUGAGAUUACUCAGUGGGAAGCAAUUGGGUGGCUUGCUAUUUUGACUUUGUGGGUGUCUUUGUUGUCUGGAUACCUUGUUGAUGCUAUUCAGGGGGCAUCUGACUCAUGGAACAUGCCUGUGGCUUUUAUUAGUGUCAUCCUGCUUCCAAUUGUAGGGAAUGCUGCAGAACAUGCUAGUGCUAUUAUGUUUGCCAUGAAGGACAAGCUUGAUAUCACACUGGGAGUUGCAAUCGGAUCGUCCACACAGAUAUCGAUGUUUGUUAUUCCCUUCUGUGUAGUUGUUGGAUGGUUAAUGGGAAAGCCGAUGGACUUGAAUUUUCAACUCUUUGAGACGGCUACGCUCUUUAUCACAGUUAUAGUAGUGGCCUUCAUGCUGCAGGAAGGGACAUCAAACUAUUUCAAAGGAUUGAUGCUUAUUCUAUCUUAUCUCAUUGUUGCCGCCAGCUUCUUUGUACAUGUUGACCCGUCAACUGGUGAUGACUAAAUUUUGAUGGAGAUUGGUACCCGUUAAGCGAAAAUACGUGGUUUCAGCAACGAAUAUGCAUCGAAGACAUGUAAAUCUGGAGCCCUUUUCAAACAAACAACUGGUGCUUUAUUGCGUAUCUUUGAUCAUGUGAUGAGCAAUUCCUGUAAUGUUGUUUUGUGGUCACUGGCUUGGAGGAAAGAAUAUUCUUUCAUUUGUAGCAAAGCAAGUGGAAUUGUGUCGAGUGUAAUUUAAUUUUGUAAUUCGUCGCUUUGCAAUAAUUCCCUAUCAAAUGAUCUCUCUAGCUUUGCCUUGUUUAUGUUAAGUCCUCUCUUUCGUCGCUAAAA
Molecule: messenger RNA, 2078 nt
Organism: Rhododendron vialii
Lineage: Eukaryota; Viridiplantae; Streptophyta; Magnoliopsida; Ericales; Ericaceae
Product: vacuolar cation/proton exchanger 2-like
Exons: 12
Coding region: 442-1752 (436 amino acids)
Biological process (GO): calcium ion transmembrane transport; intracellular calcium ion homeostasis
Cellular component (GO): plant-type vacuole membrane
Molecular function (GO): calcium:proton antiporter activity
Source: RefSeq, a predicted model, not a curated record